Molecule: messenger RNA, 2084 nt
Organism: Hylaeus volcanicus
Lineage: Eukaryota; Metazoa; Arthropoda; Insecta; Hymenoptera; Colletidae
Gene: Diap2
Product: putative inhibitor of apoptosis
Exons: 7
Coding region: 157-1677 (506 amino acids)
Biological process (GO): negative regulation of apoptotic process; regulation of cell cycle; positive regulation of protein ubiquitination
Cellular component (GO): nucleus; cytoplasm
Molecular function (GO): ubiquitin protein ligase activity; cysteine-type endopeptidase inhibitor activity involved in apoptotic process
Source: RefSeq, a predicted model, not a curated record
GAAUUAAUAUGUAUUGUCGAAACGUGAAGCUUCAAACGUAAAAUACAAAAAUCAUAUACUUUAUAUCGUAAAUCGAAACGUACAAUUUUACUGAAAUUUAGUCGAGUAUAUUUUCCAUCUGCGAAGUUACAAAUUAAUCGUAAUUAAUGCUCCAAAAUGAAUGUCGAAGAAAAUAGAUUACAGACAUUUACGAAUUGGCCAGAAAAUGCCGCAGUCGAUGCUGCGCGAAUAGCAAAAGCAGGAUUUUAUUAUAGUGGACAUGCUGUUGAGGUCCAAUGUUUUUUAUGUGGAAUAAAAAUUUCUGAUUGGAACUAUAGUGAUCAAGCUAUGGUUCGUCAUCGAGAAGCUGCACCUGAUUGCCCAUUUGUCCAAAAUCCUUCCAACACUUGUAAUGUCCCAUUGAUACCAAUGUCUCCUACUAACUUGGGAUUAGCUUCAACAUCAACAGAAGCAUUGCAAGGAAAUGAUAUUGUCAAACAUCAGUCUGUAACUCCUUCCUUAGAGAGGAAAGAACCUCGAAAAGAGUAUAGGACUAUAUUACAAAGAUGGAACUCAUUCGUUAAUUGGCCAAUUUCUUCUAUCGUAUCACCUGAAAAGCUUGCCAAAGCUGGCUUCUAUUAUCUUCAAUGCAAUGACAAGGUACAAUGUGCAUAUUGUGGAUGUAUCAUGGAAGAAUGGGAAUCCAACGAUGAUCCAUAUGAAGAGCAUAGGAAACAUUUUCCUGAAUGUGAUUUCUACCUGCAAAAAGAUGAGGAUGAUACAUUCUAUUUAAAGAAUGUGAAGUUAAUGCCUGGUGCAAUAUCGAGUCUUAAAGAUUUAGGAAUACAAGUGCAUACAGCUUCUAAAAUACCAAAUCAUGCAACAUAUGAAGGAAGAUUACAAACUUUUCGUGGUUGGCCAAAAAAUAUUAAACAAAUUCCAGAAGUAUUAGCCAGCGCAGGGUUUUAUUACACUGGAAUUGCGGAUCAUGUUAGAUGUUUUCAUUGCGAUGGCGGUUUACUACAAUGGGAAGCAACGGAUAAUGCAUGGAUUGCACAUGCAAGAUUGUUUCCCAAAUGUGAAUUUGUAAAUCUCGUACGCGGACAAGAAUUCAUCAAGCAUUGUAUCGAUACUAGACCACCUCUAGAUCCAUCGAUUCUUGAGGGUGUAGCAAAAGAUGAAAGUCCAGGUGUAGCUGGAGUAAAAAAACCUUUAAAAAAACGAAUGGAAGAAUUUGGGAUUCCAUAUGCAAAUUCUGAUCAGCUCAUAAAUGAACGAGUGGUGGAAGAUGAUUCUAGAAGUGAAUUAAGUACCUCGUUAGUUGAUGCGGUAGGGGACCAUAUAGAUAAUCCUACAGAGCAAUAUAAGGAUGAUGAAGUACAUAAUACUCAGCAAACAACAAUUGAAAAUGAAAAUGAAACCUUGAAUAAAGAAGAAAAAUCUGAACUAUCUAAUGGCGAAGAUAGUGCUUUUAAGAGAAUGACAAACAUUAUAUUGAAAGAAACUGCAUUCUUGGAAGAAGAAAAUAGAAAUCUAAAAGAAGCUCGUUUAUGUAAAACUUGUCUGGAUAGAGAAGUAGCUGUUGCAUUUUUACCAUGUGGACAUUUAGCAACUUGUAUUUCUUGUGCGUUACCUCUUACUCAUUGUCUAUUGUGUCGAGAAGAAAUUCGAGCUACCGUUCGUACAUUUUUAUCGUAAGCCAAAUUACACGAUACAGGGUAUUAAAGAUAAAUUUUUUUUUGUACAAUUCCGAAUAGUAAGUAUUAUAUCGAUAAUUUUGUGUCGCAAAAUAAAAGGAUAUAUCAAAAGCCAAUGAAAUAAGUAAUUAAAAUGCUAUUAAUAUAAUUUCUAUGAAAUUAAGGAACUUGUGUCAAUAUUCUUAGCGAGUAUAGUAGCUAAUACAUACAUAAAAUACGUGUUUGUAUGAAUUGUAUGAAUACGUAGUAUGAUACUUACAUAAGUAACAUUGAAUACAAGAUUUUCCUUUUUUAUAACAAUUUUUAUUUAUACAUUACGGGAUUAAAAAAUGGUAUAUAUGUAUAAUAGCGAUAUAUUUAACGAAUUUAGUUAACUGUACAGAUGUAUAUUAUAAAAAUAUUAGUUGA